Molecule: messenger RNA, 1218 nt
Organism: Penicillium daleae
Lineage: Eukaryota; Fungi; Ascomycota; Eurotiomycetes; Eurotiales; Aspergillaceae
Product: protein kinase domain-containing protein
Exons: 1
Coding region: 1-1218 (405 amino acids)
Biological process (GO): protein phosphorylation; signal transduction
Cellular component (GO): cytoplasm
Molecular function (GO): ATP binding; protein kinase activity
Source: RefSeq, a predicted model, not a curated record
AUGACUCCCACGACUUUGCCAUUGCGUUUGUCGGUUAGUACGGCGCAGGAUGGAAAGGGCAUCACACUGCAGACUCCAACAUCGGCCUCGGCUCUGACGCCCCCGGUUACCCCAAUAGCGAAGGAAGCCGCCGACGCCGAACGCGCGAUUCCAAGUCCUCGAGACGAGAGAAGCCCCGAGCAAACAGCCGCGCAAGUGAAGAGAAAUAUCAGCACUCCACUGGGCUUCACGGACGAGCUCGAAAUCUGUCGCGAUGACGAGGAUCGCCCUGUCGAGUUUGGUCGCGGCGCUUGGAGUAUAGUAUACAAGGCGCGCUCAAGCACCAACGCUGCAACCUGUUCCCUCCACACUCCGCCCAGUUCGCCGGUCACGAUUACUCGCGUGUUAGCUGUGAAAGCGCCAUUGCGCCGUGAUGCGCGCAAGGUUCUACAAAGCGAAGCUCUAACCUUAACCCGACUCAAUCUCACUCCGGGCUUUGAACGACACAUCGUCCCCUUCCACGGGUUUAUGUCCGACUCCAUUGCGCUGGUCAUGUCCGCCGUGCCAUUAUCAUUAUCUACCUACAUCGAAGACCAGGCCGAUCUGCGCAAGAGACAGCCUUCAACGGCGACAAUGUUUGAUCCCGUCCAAGGACCCGAGUCCUGGCGCGACAUGGCCCGCAAAUUGAUAACCAGUCUAACCUGGCUGCACGAUACGGCAGGGAUUAUCCAUGGAGAUAUCAAGCCCCACAAUAUCCUGCUCCGUCAAAUUCCCACCGACAAGCCUGCCGCCGAGGCCAGCGCUUUCCCCUAUGAACCACUCCUGGCAGAUUUCUCUUCCGCCUUUGAGAUCCCAAAAGACGGUCCACCAGGACUGGAAACGAAUCAAGCCGCCAUGUCAGCAUUCACGCCCCCUUUCACAGCACCAGAACUGUUGUCACUCGCAUCAAUUAAAUCCGGCGACGUUGCACCAACGCCAUCGUCCGACGUGUUUUCCCUCGCGGCUACCCUGAUAGCCGCUGCAACGGGGGAUCUCCUUCUCUACCCGGGCUCAAACAACAUGCAACGUCUCGCCAUGGCGCGGGACGGUCAUCGAAUUCUAGAGUUUACUCGUGCUGGUUCGAAUGGCUGUCGCGUGCCGCGGAAUGGCUUUGUCGAGAAACUCGUUCAGCCGGCCGUUGUCAAGGAUCCGGCGCAGCGCAUUUUGACUCGGGACUGGAUGGGUUUGGCUUCUUUGUGA